AUAGUAUAUUUUGGUGAACAUGACGGAACAAAAACACUUCACGAAAUUGAAGAAUUUCAUCUUUCAUAUCUGCUUUCUGUGAAAGAGUCUGAGAAUGAUGCUAAAAGUUCACUUCUCUAUAGCUACAAAAACAACAUCAAUGGUUUUGCGGCUAAGCUUACUCGGAAUGAAGCCUCAAAGCUCUCUAAAAUGGAGGAGAUAAUAUCAGUUAUUCCUUCACAUGGAAAAUACCAAACUCAGACUACAAGAUCAUGGGAUUUCGUGGGAUUAAAUGACUAUUCAUGGAGUGGAACUCAAAUGGGAGGAAAUUUAAGGUUAAAUGCUCAAUAUGGUCAAAAUCAAAUUAUUGGUUUUAUUGAUAGUGGUGUGUGGCCAGAAUCACCAAGCUUCAUUGAUGAAGGAAUGGAUCCUGUCCCAUCAAGAUGGAAAGGUAUCUGCACAGAAGUAGAUGCUUUCAACGCAAUCCACUGCAAUAAAAAAAUAAUCGGAGCUCGAUACUUCACCAAUGGUUUUACCAGCUUGUAUGGCAAAGUUAACUCGACGGAAGACUAUAUUUCGGCGCGAGAUGCCGACGGCCACGGAUCCCACACGGCCUCCAUUGCAGCGGGUCGACGAGUCAAGUAUGCCGCUGGCAUCGGAGGGGUUGCAAGGGGUACAGCCUCAGGAGGUGCUCCUUUGGCCCGCAUUGCCGUUCACAAGGCAUGUUGGGCAAUCCCUGGUAAGCCAAAGUCCGACGGCAACGUAUGUGUGCCCGAGGAUAUCCUUGCGGCCUUUGACGCGGCCAUAGGUGAUGGUGUCGACGUACUUAGUGUCUCCAUCGGCCUCCCCCAACAAAAAUCUUUCGACCAAGAUGUCAUGGCUAUCGGAUCGUUGCAUGCUUUAAGUCGCAACAUCAUCACUGUAUGCGCUGCCGGGAACAGUGGUCCUAACCCAUCAACGUUGUCAAAUGUAGCUCCGUGGAUCAUAACUGUUGGUGCUAGCUCCAUCGACCGACGAUUUUACUCGCCCGUCUAUCUCGGAAAUGGCGUAGAAAUCCCCGGAUAUAGCAUGUCACAGAACACAAGGAAUGUCAUGUAUCCAUUAGUUUACGCAAGCGAUGCAGCUCUCCCUGGUGUGUCUACCGACUCUGCAGGGUACUGUCUAGCUGGUUCACUUGACCCUUUCAAGGUGAAUGGGAAGAUUGUGGUGUGUUUCACCGGAAGUGGACUAAAUAUAGAUAAAGGCAUUGAAGUGAGCAAAGCCGGCGGCGUCGGUAUGAUAUUAGCUAACUCCAAAUCCGAUGGAGAUAAACUAUCUUUCGACAUUCAUUUCGUUCCCACAACUGAAGUUAUAUACGACAGUGGCGUUCAAAUUCUCCAAUACAUCUAUUCCACAAUGUAUCCUACUGCAACUAUCGUGCCGGUUCAAUCACGAACUUACAAAGCGCCUUUAGUGGCACCGUUCUCUAGUCGUGGUCCAAACCUUAUUGAUCCCUAUAUUCUCAAACCUGAUAUUAUCGCUCCGGGAUUUCAGAUUCUAGCAGCAUGGAGUCUGGCAUCAUCUCCUACAAAGCUUCCAUAUGAUCAAAGACAUGUGAAAUAUAAUAUAUUUUCAGGAACUUCCAUGGCUUGUCCUCAUGUUUCCGGUGUGGUUACACUUCUCAGAGCAGUACAUCCCGACUGGAGCAUUUCAGCUAUAAAAUCUGCUCUCAUGACUACCGCUACAUUGACGGACAAUUCUAAUAACACCAUUGAAGAUUUUAGAACCUAUAUUGCUGCAAAUCCCUUUGAUUUUGGGGCCGGUAAUUUUCGACCUGUACUAGCAGCGGAUCCUGGUCUUGUCUACGAUGCCUCGUAUGAAGAUUAUCUUCUAUAUCUAUGUGCUGUUAGCCCCGGACUUCUAAGCAAAGAAACUUUGAGAAGUUUUUGUCCGAGUCAAGCUUAUUCACUUGACCUCAAUUAUCCGUCAGUUGUGGUUGCCAACCUUUACGAUCCUGUGACAGUAUCGAGAACAGUUACCAACGCAUGCAACUGUCAGAGUAAAUACACUGCUAGCUGGUAUCUACCUGCAGGGAUUGGAAUUAUAGUUAAUCCAGAUGUGUUGUAUUUUGACUAUAUCGGCCAAAAGCAAAAGUUCACAGUAACAUUUUUUCGAACUGAUAAUUCAGUGACCAACCAGUAUGUGUAUGGCUGGUUCAUGUGGAAUGAUGGACUUCAUUAUGUGAGAAGUGUUUUUGCUGUUUUUGUGUCCUAG
This is a messenger RNA of Hibiscus syriacus, 2232 nucleotides long. Its product is annotated as subtilisin-like protease SBT5.6. Gene Ontology annotation, molecular function: serine-type endopeptidase activity. The annotation marks the transcript as partial. The transcript is spliced from 8 exons. The record is from RefSeq and is a predicted model, not a curated record. Gene Ontology annotation, biological process: proteolysis. Lineage: Eukaryota; Viridiplantae; Streptophyta; Magnoliopsida; Malvales; Malvaceae.